This is a messenger RNA of Papaver somniferum (opium poppy), 1276 nucleotides long. RefSeq lists its product as uncharacterized. Bases 1 to 915 code for a protein of 304 amino acids. The transcript is spliced from 8 exons. The record is from RefSeq and is a predicted model, not a curated record. Lineage: Eukaryota; Viridiplantae; Streptophyta; Magnoliopsida; Ranunculales; Papaveraceae.
AUGACUGAAGUAUUGCCUGAAUUGAAAGGUGUUAUGAAAGAGAGUUCUAUAGAUUAUACUGAUGAUGGUGAUGAAUUCUCUGCUGCUUCAGCUAGAACUCCUGUUGCUUAUGCCAUUAUUGCUGCUUAUCAGUUUAGAUGGUUUGUCACUCAGUUGUAUCAGGUUGAAUAUCCACAUUUAGGACAGUUAUGUUCUUUGGUGAUACCUUGUGCAUUAACAGCUCUAGAUCAUUGGUCGCCUGAAGUCAAAGGACAAGGUAUGUUGAGUUUCAUACAUCUGGCGAAGAAUGUGAAUGCUGCUGAAUUUGGUGUUUAUGAGGAUGUGAUUCUUGAUAUUUGUUGUAAAAACAUUGCUGCGACUGAUGAAUCAUGGCAUUACGUGGUUGAGAUGUCGGUGCUUAUGGUGACUUGUACUCAGCGAAAGAACCCUCGUAGCUCAUGGUUUGAGAGGAUGAUGAAUGAAAUGUUAAGUCAUUUGGAGCGUCAACCAAUGCAUAAAGAUCGUCGUAAUUCAUGGCUUGAACUCAUUGAACCUGUUUUUAACAGCAUGGGGAUUGUCUUAUUGGCACACUUUACACGCAUUUUUCCACUUCUUUUUCAGUGGAUGCAUGCUGAUGAUGAUAGAAUAGUUAUACUUGUGCUUGAAAGGGUUCAGACAAUUAUCAAGUUAACCUGGAUCAGGAACACACCUUAUAACGAAAGAUUGGUAGAAGAGCUUACUGUUACCCAUAAAGAAGCAGCUCUUAGAAGAUCUCGUGAAGAAAUCCGAAACCAAGUUCUUCAGAUUCUGGUCUUGCUUCAUAAAUGCAAGGGCACACAGUUUGAAGCAGUCUGGGACAAGUACAGGGACGACCCAAACUUAAGAACUCUUUCAUUAUUUUUAUGCAAAGAGACUGCGGCUGUGGUUGCUCACUGAUGGGGAUUGAAGGCUCUGAAGUUGUUACGCAAGAGCUUAUAAUCAGUGAAGAAUUGCUUUGAAGGUAUUGGUUACUCAAUAGUUGGUGUAAAUUUGUCAUCCAGUUGCAAUGUUUUCACCCAUUGAUGAUUUUGAAGACCCUUAGACCGUAUCCAGUGUUAGAGUUCAUAGUUGCAUUCAAUUAGAACAGUUGUACCUGCAUCCUAAUUUCAAGUAACUUCUAUAAUUUAGAUUAAUAGAGAGAUGAUCCUUAUGCUGUUAAGAGGAAAUAGAAGGAAAUCUAGCUAACUGACUAUUGAAUGCAUUUGAGAAUUCAAAACUAUCAUGUAUAUUUACAUUAUUUUUAAAUCAAAGUAUCUUU